This is a messenger RNA of Hypoxylon trugodes, 728 nucleotides long. RefSeq lists its product as uncharacterized. The transcript has a single exon. The record is from RefSeq and is a predicted model, not a curated record. The coding region runs from base 230 to 631 and encodes 133 amino acids. Lineage: Eukaryota; Fungi; Ascomycota; Sordariomycetes; Xylariales; Hypoxylaceae.
CUUUCCUUGCGCACUAUCAAGUAUAAAUCUGCCAUGCCCGAAUCACUCCUCUACACAUCAAACUACUCAUCAACCUCACCCCAGAAAAAACUGUUUACCGCAUACCAAACCUUUAAGGUUAGUCAACUGCUACGAGUAUUUCCCAUUUUACUAAUUACAUCUCCAUAAUAUUCAGCAUGGACGUGACAAAUGCCAUGAUGGACUCGGUGUCAACAAGCAUGACCUCAGCAUGCCGAGCGUUCGGUUGCAACGAAACCGGUAUCGAAAAGGGCAAGAAAUGCCCAAAGUGUGGCUGGGAGUAAUUGAUUGGGAAGGCGCUUACACUGUACCUUGGGAAUUGAGUGAUGCUCCUUUGUUUCUGAAAACGGUACCUCGCCUCCUCAACUUACCAGAACAAUAUGAUAAGGCAGGUUGGCCACUGGAUAAAGAUGAAAUAGGGAGAUGGGAAGAUGAAAGAACUUAUUCGACAAUGGUGCAAGAAGCCGAACAAAAUGUUCGCACAGACAACAAACUGUCUCGAAUGCUUAUCAAUAGGGAUAUUCAGGACUUAGCUGGUAUUAUCUAUCUGUUCAUGCAAGGCAAAAUGGGCUUCUACGGCAAGGCUUUAGACUAUUUUGAGAGUAGGACAUGAUUUAUUAUAGGUGUACCUAGGUAAUUAGGUAAUCAUAAUUAUUAGGUGGCUUGGUUACUUAUGAAUAAUAAAUUUAUUAAAUUAAGCUCAAUGCGAA